This is a messenger RNA of Linum trigynum, 2641 nucleotides long. NCBI's taxonomy places the organism in Eukaryota, Viridiplantae, Streptophyta, Magnoliopsida, Malpighiales, Linaceae. The record is from the annotation of a GenBank genome assembly.
UAGGCCCGACACGGCCCAUAAAAUAUUCAUGCUCGUGCCGGGCUGGCCCAUUUAUUUCGUGCUCGUGUCGUGCUCUAACCGUGUAGUGCCGUGCUAGCCCGUGAGCGCACGGCCCAGUGACCAUGUACACAUGAGGGUCAUCUCAGUCUUCUGUUCCUUGAUCAGUUGAUUGGAUUGGGUACUGUCUAAUAUACUUUGGAGCCUUAAUUAGUCGAUAUAUAUACCCUUUCUUUGAGCCUUAAUCGAGUUUUUGACCGCUGACCCGCUUCCUUGACCACCUGGGUCUCUGGCUGGACGGCUGAUACGCGCCGUUUCGAACGAGGCGGCUGAGAGGGUGGUGGAGGUUAAGCACAUGCGCCCCUUGAGCGCACCCUCUGUUCUCUCCCUGUGCCUACAGCUAUCCUAUCUACGAACCAAAAAAAUAACACCAAGAUAGAAAAAGGCCGGAGCUUCCGAAAAACCAGUGCAUACGAAUUAAAUCAAAAUUCACACGGCAAAUAACCAAAAAACAAAACUAAAAAAAAAAAUAGAAUAAUAAGUCCGGGAGCUUUCAUGGUUUGCGAAAACCCACCACAGCACAAACAAAGAAGCAGAGAGAACGACUGUGACGAGAGGAGGAGGAGGAGAUCAACAUAGGAUCGAAGGAAGGCGAAUAGGGUGGGGCGCGCGAGGCCAUCAUUAUUAUUCCUUCAGUGUUCUUCCAUCUCCUCGAACCCUCCAUUGUCUCUUGUGCGUCUCUGGAAUCAAUCAAGAGGAAGAAGCAAACCCCCGAAAGCCCGGCAGGCAAAUAGAAAUUCCCCCAUUCUUCCCUGGCUUCGUGAUUUGGAAAAGGGACAAGAGAGAAUUCCCUCGUCCCCCCCUCUCUCGAGAUUUCUGCUCGACCCAUCUGGAUUUCUGUCUCAUGCACCGUCUCAGCGGCGCAGCCCGCCCAGCUACGUGAACCUUCUCCCUCUCUGUGUGUUUGGUUUGGUUUGUCGCGGGAUGGCGGAGGAGCUGCAGCAGCAGCAGCAGGCGGAGGUGGUGAGGGUGGAAAGAGCCAAGCUAGCGGCAUGCAUGACGUGCCCACUCUGCCACAAAUUGUUCCGACGCGCCACCACCAUCUCGGAGUGCCUCCAUACCUUUUGCAGAAGGUGCAUAACCAGAAAGAUAGAAUAUGAAGAUUUGGACACUUGUCCAGUUUGCAACAUUGACUUAGGCCCCCUCCCUCUCCACCAACUCAGGCCAGACCAUUGUCUCCAAGAUUUCCGGGACAAGAUUUUUCCUUACAAAAGAAAAAGGGUCGAAGCUGAAGCUGAAGCUGAAUCUCAAGCACAUGAAACCAUGCCUUCACUCCCAGAAGUCAUGCCACCACCUUUAGUACUGAAACCUCCAUCAGAAACUGUGGCUACUGUCCAUGUACCUGCCAGGAGGAAAGAAAGAUCUCUGUCUUCGUUGGUGAUCAACACACCUAAACUACCAGACGAACCUAUUCAGCCAGCAAAAAGGGCUAAAUAUAGCACAAAAAAGGUUCCUGUUGUUAGAGAAUCGGUUACAUCUGAUGAUGAAGAACCUAUCAAGAAUGCUGCAGAUGGUGACAGAUUGAGCUCGCCCGAGACUCUUAUCAAGAUUGCACAAAGCAGGAGACAGAAUGGUACUGCUUCUGGGACAUCCAAGCGGCUUAUGCUGGAUAAAAAAGUCGAGGAAGGAAUUGAAGAAAGUGAGGAGAAAUCUGAUCUAUUGAAACCAUUGAAUCACCUGGUUGAAGAAUUAGCCGCUGCAAAUAAAGUUAAGUCAAACAAGUCCAACCCGCAUGGGGAAGUUUCGGUUCCAGUGCUUGUAGAUACCACCGUUAGAGCAAAUGAUAUUGAGUUGCCGAAUAAACCCAAUUUAAAGGAGCAAGAAGAUAACAAACCUCAAGUUUGUUGGAAUGAAGUUGAUUCUGCUGCAUCAACAUCAAGUUCAGUCAGACCUACAAAGUUGCCUACCGUGCGCCCAAAGAAAGCUGCAACUCCAGAAGCCCUUAACGUUUCGGCACAAGCUACUGUGGAUGCAAAUAGUAGACAGGAGCAAAGAUUGGUCCCUAUCUGGUUCUCCUUGAUUGCGGCAAAUACCCAGGGAGGAGGAGCGCCCUUGCCGCAGAUAUCUUCACCAUAUUUGAGGGUCAAGGAUGGUACCUUACCCAUUUCAGCAAUCAAAAAGUACCUUGCGCAGAAGCUAGGCCUCGCAAGUGAGGCUGAGGUGGAGCUUUCCAUUUGUGGUCGGCCUCUGCUUGCCACAUUGCAGCUACGAAAUCUAGUUCAGUGGUGGCUGCAGACAGUUCCAGCACCUGAAAGAACCCGCACAAGUGUCGGCAGCUCGGCCAAAGAUUUCGUCAUGGUUCUAUACUACAGCCGCAAAGCAACUUAGGGCGCCACAGCACAUUGAAACAAGCGUUUCUUUUUAGUUUUUAGUUUUUACUACUUGCCCUGCUCUUACCGGUUUUCUUCUUUUGUUUCUGAGGCAUUCAGUCGAGCAUGUGGCGAGCGUCAACCAGCAUUUUCAUUUUGUUUUCCCUUUCGGUGGAAAGUUUCACAAUUUGUCGAUCAUAUUUUCACUUUUCCAUUCGACCCAAAGCUGAAAGAAGAGCGAGUAAGUCAUUCGAGUAUAAAGAUCAUUUUUUUUU